UCGUCACAGCCCUCUUGGUAUUUGCCGUAGGUGUGUACGUAGAUGGCAUGCAAAAAGAAUAGUCUCACACAGUUUGCACAACGGAUUAUCCUAUACUUCCUGAGUAACUUACCUAAUAUAUAAAGGAGACUAGGGCUGUACGGUAGUUUGUACAAUAGUUCACUCACGGUGACGACAGCCAAUGUGAAUCCGUAUGACCGGAGAUUGAUUAUUUUCAUUAAAAUAAUUAGGUGAACCGGGGCCGAUAUACCUUACACUUUACGAGAAAAUUUAUCGUGCGUUAUUCGUCGAUUCUCGUUAGUCGACGUAAAAUUGGAAUAAAGAAGGAAACGAGAGAAAUACUUUAAAUCAGAAUACCUCAGAACGAUUAUUCGUAUCGAAGUGAAAAAUGAACGCGGAAGAAUUUAAAGAAUUUGGUAGUGCUAUGAUCGAGUACAUUACAAAUUAUUUGGGAAAUAUAAGGGACAGAAAUGUACUCCCAAGUGUAGAACCGGGAUAUCUAGCAGAACUCCUACCGGACGAAGCACCCCUCAAACCCGAAGCUUGGCAGGAUAUCCUGAGGGAUAUUGAAACUGCCAUAAUGCCUGGUGUGACGCACUGGAAUUCGCCAAAUUUUCACGCUUAUUAUCCCGCGGGUUGCAGCUAUCCAUCCAUUGUUGCUGACAUGUUGAGUGCUGCAACGGCAAACAUCGGAUUUUCAUGGAUGUCAUCGCCCGCCUGUACGGAACUUGAAGUUAUCACGAUGAAUUGGUUGGGAAAGCUUCUUAAUUUGCCUAAAGAAUUUUUGAACUGCAGCGAGGGACCCGGAGGAGGAGUCAUUCAGGGAUCGGCGAGUGAAUCAACGUUGAUUUGUCUGUUAGCCGCAAGAACUCUGACCACAAGACGUAUAAAAAAAUUACAUCCGGAAUGGGACGAAGCAACAAUCAGAGGCAAAUUAGUUGCGUACAGUUCCGAUCAGUCAAACUCGUCGAUAGAGAAAGCCGGGCUUCUUGCCUCAAUGACAAUGAGAUUACUUCCUUCUGACGAAAAAUGUCGUUUGAGGGGAUCCACGUUAAUCGAAGCAAUGGAAAAGGACGAAGAAAACGGCUUGAUUCCUUGCUACGUUGCUUCAACCCUCGGCACAACUGGAACCUGCGCUUUUGACUGCCUCGAAGAAAUCGGACCAAUUUGCAACGAAAAAAAUGUUUGGCUUCACGUCGAUGCCGCCUACGCUGGCGCCGCAUUGGCGUGUCCAGAAUACAGACACCUCAUGCCUGGUCUGGAAUUGGUCGACUCGUUUUCGUUCAAUCCCCACAAAUGGAUGCUCGUUAGUUUCGAUUGUUCGGCGUUGUGGGUGAAAGAUUCCAACCAUCUCAUCGGCGCGUCUAACGUGGAAAGGAUUUAUCUGGCGCAUGCAAAUUCGGACAAAGCGCCCGAUUACAGGCAUUGGCAGAUUCCGCUGGGGCGCAGGUUCCGCUCUUUGAAACUUUGGUUCGUCAUGCGAAUUUACGGUAUCGAGGGAAUACAGAACUACCUAAGAAAUAGCGUACGUCUCGGUGUAUACUUCGAGUCUCUGGUCAGACGUGACGAAAGGUUCGAAGUUAUAACGGAAGGUACACUGGGAUUGAUUUGCUUCAGACUCAAGGGCGAUGAUUCACUGACGCGUGAACUUCUGAAUCGAUUGACAUCUCGAAAACAAAUUUACGUGAUAGCCGCUACCUACAUGGACAAAUUGAUCGUUCGUUUCGUCAACUGCACCGAAGCAACAACGGACAAAGACGUGGAGUUUGCUUGGACCGAGAUUGCUAACCAAGCCACCGAAGUUAUCGAAGCCCUCGAUAGACUGGAGACUGAACGAAGUUCGAAAGAAAUAGAAUACGACGACAACGAGGAGAAAAAGUUUUCAGAAAAAAUCGAUCUCAACUCGAAAAUUAACGGCUUGAAAAUCGUUAACGGCGUCAAAGACUCGCCAACUAUUUCGUAGACGAAUUAUUCGUUGUAAUAUUUAUCGUACGUAGGAAAAAUGACAAUGUGAAUAGAUGUACAAGAGAAAAUUAAAAUGAAAUUAAUUGAAAAUUA
Messenger RNA from Athalia rosae (coleseed sawfly), 2058 nucleotides. Its product is annotated as aromatic-L-amino-acid decarboxylase-like. Gene Ontology annotation, molecular function: pyridoxal phosphate binding; aromatic-L-amino-acid decarboxylase activity. Gene Ontology annotation, biological process: catecholamine metabolic process; amino acid metabolic process. NCBI's taxonomy places the organism in Eukaryota, Metazoa, Arthropoda, Insecta, Hymenoptera, Athaliidae. The record is from RefSeq and is a predicted model, not a curated record. Bases 389 to 1963 code for a protein of 524 amino acids. The transcript is spliced from 8 exons.